Messenger RNA from Thrips palmi, 1994 nucleotides. Its product is annotated as ropporin-1-like protein. Bases 227 to 1588 code for a protein of 453 amino acids. The record is from RefSeq and is a predicted model, not a curated record. Lineage: Eukaryota; Metazoa; Arthropoda; Insecta; Thysanoptera; Thripidae. The transcript has 7 exons.
UGCGCGUGAUUUUCGGAAUAACUCAAUUUUCUCCUCGUGGAAAAUGAAUUUUGUACUGCUUUAAGGUGGCCAUUGGGGAGGGAUUCCAUUGGUGGCUGUCGUUUUUGUGUUUUCUGUUUGUUAUGUAGAAUUUCUCAGUGUUUGGCCCCUUGGUUGUCAUAGCAACCAGAUUCCUUAGCGGAGCAUUCAACCUACUGCUGCUUUACCAGUUACAGCAGCAAUAAAAAUGCCUGACUCUACAACAGAUGAUGUAUACAGUGCUCCUCAGAUCAACAUUCCCCCUACUUUUCCGUUCAUACUGAAACAGUAUGCCAAAGCAGCCAUUCGAACUCAGCCGUAUGAUCUAUUGCGAUGGUCUGCUGCUUACUUCAGAGCUCUGGCCAAAGGAGAAGAACCACCAAUAAAAGAUCGGUUGGAGUAUCCUCCUCCAGACACUCCGUCUGGUCUUUCACCAGGAUAUUUAAAAGUCUUGAUUAAACAGAUUGGGAAAGGAGGAACGGUGACAGUGAAUGAACUUGUGGAGCGGUGGAACGGAAUUUGUCUUGCUGAGGAGCCACUACAGGAAAUGCUUGCUGUUGGCCAGUUUGGUGAAACCUUUGACUGGCUACACUUUGUAGCUGUAGCUGCAGGGUUCCUGUCUAAUAAUUUGACACAAACAAUGGUUUUGCUGUGUAAUUUGCUGACAGAUGAGCCUGAUGGUGGCUCAGCUAUGAUUCCUCUUCAUACAUUUGCAAAUUUGUAUACAUUCUUAGCAUCUCUUGACUGUGGGGGAGGCGAAGAUCCUGAAGAUGAGGAUGAGAGCCAUCAUGAAUAUGUCUUAACGGAAGGACAGAGAGAUGAUGCCAGUUUAUUCUCUCAAGAUUCAGCCUCUUUGAGAAGAGAAAGUGUUGAAUCAUGUCCAACAGACCCUUCUAUUUAUCAAGUGGACUGGGAGUCUCAAAGUGCACAUCAGUUGUUUGUUGAAAUGCACUGUCCUUUCCCAAGUCCUCCAACAUCACGCCCUUGCACUCCAUUUAUUGAUAUGGGAAAUGCUAGCACAACUACUCUUACCUCACAAAAUCAGCAAUGUAUCUCCAAGGAACAAGAAAAUAAGGAGGCACACCCAGAAGCUCGCCUUGAGACCUUUUAUGAUGCAAAACCAAAGGGAAGUCAUCACUCCAGUCAAGAAUUGACUGAAAAGGGCAAGAUAGCCACAGAUAUGCAAGAGCCCCAGCCUGAUCCUCAAAAUAAUGAAAAGAGAAGCAUCAGCCUGAUAGAGCAGAGCACCGUGAAUGAACCAAAGAUAAAGAGUAGUGCAUCGGUUCCAAGCUCAGCUCUCACUACAACAAUGAAACAGACGAGCAGUGGUCGAGGUGACUCGGCCCAAGUACCCACUUCGAUCAGAAAGAGAAGUUCAGAUGGAGUUCGGAACAAACGACAUAUUCCUGGAAUAGGAGCUCUGGUUGAUGCUAUUCAAAUUCAAGCAGUCAUAAACUACCUUGAAGGCGUAGCUUUGAAACAAGAUGGCAUGAUAAAGCCAAGCAACAUUCGACACUUUCUAUGUCCUCCUCUGGAAAAGGUUCCAGCAUCACAAAAGACCAGAGUCUGAUCAGAAAGACAACUUGAGCAAUGUGCUCUCUUACACCACAGCUGGUAUCUUGUAAAAGGAGCUUGCAGAAAGUAGUUGCCAUAGAAGGCUGAUAUUCAUUUUAUGGAAAGACUAAAAGCAUAUUCUUAACUCACAACACCCUUUGACUAAGGUACAUAAAUCUACUUUGUACCACCUUUCCAUUGCUCACAGUACCUGCUACUUUGCACUUUGUGAUAUCUUUUGUAACUGAUGUUACCAAAAAUAAUUUAUCUCUUCCAAAGAGCUAACAGUUUCUUGCUUGUCCUUGCUGUUACAUGUAGCCUUAGUAUUUGCUCAAUUAGCAAAAGAAAGAUUUUAUUUCUUGUUCUGUAAUGAAUAAAGAAUUCUGCAGCACUGAUAUUCCUCAGGCCUCUUAACACGUUUU